Messenger RNA from Rhododendron vialii, 3115 nucleotides. RefSeq names its product probable hexosyltransferase MUCI70. The transcript has 7 exons. The record is from RefSeq and is a predicted model, not a curated record. Lineage: Eukaryota; Viridiplantae; Streptophyta; Magnoliopsida; Ericales; Ericaceae. The coding region runs from base 488 to 2602 and encodes 704 amino acids.
GGGGUAAAGGAGAACACGAAAACGAAAAGAAGUCAAAAGGAUCUUUUCGUAACUUUAAACAAAAUCCAGUUGGACAGACGGUCUCAAUCUAGUUCAGGUAAGGUUCCCACCUCCUCCUCAUCGCCGGCUGGUACCUCACAAUCAAUCACAUACCCCUCUGAUUCCCAAUAAAUUGUGAUUAAUGUACUAGUUACAAAUUCACCAAUUCAACUCUCGUCGUUGAGUCCAGUCCAGUAAACCCAGUCUCCUCCUCAGCCAGCGAGUUCGCGUAAACAUCCGUGUUUCUCCUCCUUUACUUCGAUCAAAAGCAACCCAAUAAAACAUCCCAAGAGAUCUAAUACCCACCCCCCCAACUCCAGCCCUAGAAAAUUCAAUCAUCUUCUCUCUCUCUCUCUCUCUCUCUCUCUCUCUACGUCUAUCCUAUGUACUCAUGUGUCCAUGUAAGCAUUUGGUCUUUAUCCAGGAGUAGGUUUUGAACAAUGCGCGAAUGGCUCAGUACAGGCAAUCGGGCUUCGACAGGGUACUCCACAACGGCAGCGGCGGCAACGGCAACGGCUCCUCGGAUCACGUGUCAAUCGGAAUUCGCGCCCCACCGCACAAGCAGCACCGCAACCACCGGCGGCUCAAGGGACGUCGCGUCUCGAUCGGCGCCGUCAUUGUGAUUCUCUCCCUCGGCUUCGUCGUUUCUGUUUUCGCUUUUCUGUAUCUCUCCAGGGACAAAGAUAUAAAUGGGUAUUCUCCAGAUGACGAUUUAAGAAGUGAUUCUGAUUUUCUCACAAAUGUGACACGGACAGAGAGGUUUAAAGUCCUGAAUUUUGGCGACGGUUCGGUAGCACAUGGCCGGGACUCUCGGUAUUGGGAUAAGGAUGAUAGGAGAAGGGAUGAGGAUUACAGUGAGGAUGCCAUGGAGCAUGCUAAUGUGCGUGCUAGGGAUGGGUCCACUGCCGAGGCUCAAGUCUCAACAGAUAGGAAGAAUGGCGACAAGAAGUCUUCUACUGAUAAAUCUAAAGGUUCAGGGACUAGAGGUGUUGGGUUGUAUAAUGAAGCUGGGCGUAAUGAGCUGAAAACAUAUGAGGCGGAAUAUGAGGCCUCUUUGAAGAGUGUUAGCAAAUCAGAAGAGGGGCAUAGUGACAAAAACCAGUUCCUGGAUAAUGACAAUCUGGGACUUCAGGAUGAGGAAAUUGAUGUUGAUGAUGGGUAUGAUGAUGGUAUUGGUUUACAUGAUGCUCAAGCAGAAGAUUAUGAUGAUGUUACACAUGAAAAUGAGGACGAUUUGGAUGUAACAAGAAUGGACAAUGCGGAGCGCAGAGAGUCUUCUGAUGCCUUUGACACUGGAACGAAAGACCAAAAUAGUGCAGAGGUGGAAGAAGCUUCCACUGGUUUUUCGGACAAAAAUUCUUUGGUAAAGUUUCAACGUUCUGAUAAAAUCAAUGCAAAUUCGAGACAUGUCAGUGAUAGUCAUGGUCAAUCUUCUCAAAGGUUGUCCAAUAGGCGUUCAGUAUCCAAAACCAAGUCGAAGCGACGAAAAUUUUCUGGUUCUUGUGAGAUGAAGUUUUUAAAUUCUACUGAAAAGCUUGUUGAGCCUUUAGAAAGUCGAAAGUUUUCAAGAUUUUCCUUGCAGUAUACAGAAGUAGAAGAGAGGCCCGAAGGACAACAACAAUGGGAACCUAGAUUUGCUGGGCAUCAGAGUUUAAUACAACGGGAAGAAUCGUUUUUCGCACGUGAUCAAAAAGUAAGUUGUGGGUUUGUGAAAGGUACCGGUUUUGACUUGGCAGAAGAUGAUUCUAAAUACUUAAGCAGUUGCCACAUUGCUGUGAUUUCUUGCAUCUUUGGAAAUUCAGAUCGCUUGAGAACACCUAUGGGCAAAACGGUCUCUCGUUUGUCGAGGAAAAACGUCUGCUUUGUUAUGUUUGUGGAUGACAUCACAUUGCAAACUCUUUCUUCAGAAGGCCAGAUGCCAGAUAGAAUGGGUUUUAUUGGUUUAUGGAAGAUAGUGGUGGUGAAAAAUCUGCCUUACACUGAUAUGCGUAGAGUGGGAAAAAUUCCCAAAUUCUUGCCACAUCGACUUUUCCCUUCGGCAAGGUAUUCUAUUUGGCUGGAUAGCAAACUACGUCUCCAACUUGACCCUCUGCUCAUACUGGAAUACUUCCUGUGGCGAAAAGGUUAUGAGUAUGCGAUUUCCAAUCACUACGACCGGCAUUGUUUAUGGGAAGAAGUGGCCCAAAAUAAGAAGCUUAACAAGUACAACCAUACCAUCAUUGAUGAACAGUUUAAAUUCUAUCAGGAUGAUGGGCUGAAAAGAUUUGACGCAUCUGAUCCGAACAAGCUUCUACCCAGCAAUGUACCUGAAGGAUCUUUCAUUGUUAGGGCACACACACCAAUGUCAAACUUGUUCUCUUGUCUUUGGUUUAAUGAGGUGGAUCGGUUUACUCCUCGUGAUCAGCUGAGUUUUGCAUAUACAUACCAAAAGUUGAAACGGACUAAUCCUCAAAAGCCUUUCUAUCUCAAUAUGUUCAAGGACUGUGAGAGGCGAACCAUAGCUAAGUUGUUCCAUCAUAGGUCAGAGGAAAGGAGGAACGUUGCUCUGGGUGAGACAGAAUAGUUUCUAUUUUCAGGUUCCCAUUGGAAAGUUAUGUCACAGUCGGCAACAAGCUUACUGGUAGAUUGAAGUAGGAUUUGUUGUUCAAACAAAUUGCAGAAGCCCUGGCUGCUUACUUCGUAAUUUGUACACUGACAGUUGGAUUCGUAGAACACUUCUAUUGACACAACUGGAUCAAUCAACCUCAGUUUUGCAGGCCCCUCUUCUGCGGAAAAGAACUGGAAAGUAUCAGCAUUAGUAGAUCGUCAGUGUAUGAAUCCAUUUCAUUUUUAUUUGUUUCAUUGUUCGGAAGAAAGACAAGCACCCGGUUUUCAAUUCUCGGCUGUGGCAUCUUCUGCUAAGGUUUCUCUCCCGUCAAAGUGGUGCUGUUUUGUUGUCUAUGAGAUGUUUUUACCAAUUAUUCACACCUUGUACAUUAGGUCUUAUCCAUCGAUGAUUACUGCCUCUUUUAUGUACAUUGAGAAAUGUGAAAGGAAAACUCCUGCAAUCAAGAGGAAGGGAACUAUUGCUUCUUUA